This is a messenger RNA of Procambarus clarkii (red swamp crayfish), 439 nucleotides long. NCBI's taxonomy places the organism in Eukaryota, Metazoa, Arthropoda, Malacostraca, Decapoda, Cambaridae. The record is from RefSeq and is a predicted model, not a curated record.
UUGCAGGUUACGAUCAUCGUGGCGGCUCUUGUAGUGGCCGCCAUGGCCCGCCCUGAGUCUCCCCCUGUCUACGGGGCUCCUCCACCCCCACCAUCGCAGGCUCCUCCCAAGUACGACUUCACAUGGGCUGUGAAGGACCAUUACUCUGGUAACGACUUCGGUCACCAGGAGUCCCGGGACGGCUACAACACUCUGGGCUCCUACUACGUCCUGCUUCCCGACGGUCGCCUCCAGAAGGUGACCUACACCGUCCACGGCGACUCCGGCUACGUGGCCGUAGUCACCUACGAGGGCGAGGCCAAGAUCCCUACACCCAAGCCUGUCUACGGCGCCCCCGCCCCUAUCUACGCCUAAGUCAAUACCGACAACGAUAACGAAUGUGGUUAUAUUUAUUGUGUAUUACACUAUGUCAUCUGGGCUAAUUUAUGAAUAAACAUAA